GGCAUGACAACUUUGAUAUUUGGAAUAGGUUUAGGACUGUUCAUUGUACUCUGCCUUUGGGUAUCGGCUGGACUAAUUUGUCUGGUUUCCUUAAGGAUAGAGAGAAGAAUUGGUGCUAUAGCUUUGUGCAUUGCAACAGCAGCUACAAUAAUUUUGGUCAGUCUGCCACGAUCUACAGAGACACCAAGUGUUCGGGAAGACAAGCUGUAUGAUCAUCUCUUUGUUUGGCGUAUAAUACUCUUAAUCCUACUCGCUGUGUCUUCCCUGGUUGGAUUUUUGGCCUACUUCAAGUUUGAAUUACUGGAACCUAUUAAACCUAUGAGAAUAUCAACUUGGGUUCAUUAAUAUUAAGAUCUUAUAGGAUAUCUAUUGUAUAACGAUCAUUACAAUCCUUCUAGAGCUUUUGGAAGCUGCUAUACAUUUCUGAAGUACAAAAAUAAGGGCCAGCAACUAUUUUAAAAAUAGUUAAACGAGACGAAUUGUAGAAGUUAAUUUAUUUUUUGCAGUAUCUACGAUAUUUUGUAUUGUUUUAGAUUAACUCUUUGCCUUUAGCUAUGACAAUCUGAAACUGUACUUACAGAGUACUUUAGAAACAAUAACUUUCUCAUAUUUAUUGUAUAUAAACUCCUAUAUACAAGAUGUUACGGACCUUCAGAAACACACUUAAAUUUUCGACACGUGGAAUUUCAUUGUUAAGUCGUAGCAACAAAUGUUUUGCCAUAAAUGAUAACACGGAGUUCGUCGACAAAGUGAUGAACAGUGAUGUGCCUGUAAUAGUGAAUUUCCAUGCGGAAUGGUGUGAUCCAUGCAAAAUUUUAACUCCUAAGCUUGAGGAAUUAGUUGGUCCUAUGGAGAAUUUGCAUUUGGCAAUUGUUAAUGUAGAACUAAAUCCUGAAUUAGUUCAUACAUUCGAAGUGAAGGCUGUACCUGCUGUCAUUGCUGUUAGUAAUGGUUUGGUAGUGGACAAAUUCAUAGGACUUGUAGAAGCUAAUAUGAUAGAGAAUUUGAUACAGAAACUUACUAGCAAGAAUAGUUCUGGUAAGCAGAAUAACAGUACUUAAAUAAAUGUCAUUCGCCAUGACAAGGUCACAUUCUAAAAAAAAUAUUGAAUGACUACAUUUAUGCGCAUUGCACAUAAAUCUAAUUCAUACUGGAACAUAGUAAAAUAUACUUAAAGAAUAUUAGCCUGCCAUACCAUUUCUUUAUUAUAGUACUCUCAAGUAGUAUACAUUAGUAGAAAUAAUCAAAGUUUCGUAACAUCAACAUAAAUGUAGUCAAUUUCACUCAUUUAUUAUUAAAGUUUGUCUCGUUCUCCAUUAGAAUGUGUUACACUCAGUAAUUUUUUUAUCAUGACUUAUAUUUUAACAAAACAGACGUAUCUAACAAAAGAUAUAACUUCAGAGAAUAUUUGCCAGUUUUUCGGUUAAAUAAAAAUAUAAUAAUUAGGAUUUCAAAUGUCUCGAUAUUUAAUGUAAAUUAAAAUUAAGAAGUAUAUAAAAAAGAAAAGACCACAGGCAAAUAAGCCUCUAUAUAUGUUAUAUAUAAAAAUAUUGAAUUUGGCCUUCGUACCUCCAAUACUUAACAUAAAAUUAUGUCCUCUGACAUUCAACGAAUAAUCGUAUAUGAAAACAUGAGAACUAUGAAAGCUAUUUAGAAAUAAACGAGUGUUUCUGAAAAAAUUAAA
Cephus cinctus (wheat stem sawfly) is the source of this 1684-nucleotide messenger RNA. Its product is annotated as thioredoxin, mitochondrial. The coding region runs from base 639 to 1061 and encodes 140 amino acids. Gene Ontology annotation, cellular component: cytoplasm. The transcript is spliced from 2 exons. Gene Ontology annotation, molecular function: oxidoreductase activity, acting on a sulfur group of donors, disulfide as acceptor. Lineage: Eukaryota; Metazoa; Arthropoda; Insecta; Hymenoptera; Cephidae. The record is from RefSeq and is a predicted model, not a curated record.